AAUUAACUUUGUUUGCGUAUUGUUAUCCCGCGACCUCACUCGACACAAAUAACGCCGGUCGCGAACCUGCUACCCGGUUGAAUCACCGCCCGCCGUGCAAGCUUUAUACACCGUCCAUAAUCCAUUUUGUUUGUGCUACGCCCGAACCGGUCACCGUUCCCGGAACGUUUUAUAGCUAUUUAUGCUUAACGAUGUUGCUUUGAUGAAAACGUAAUCGCGCGUUAAGAGAAACAAUGAAAAUUCAGGGGCGGCCUCAUGACAGACGAAUCACGAUCCUACGGCUGCGUCAGAAGAACCGGAAUAGAUUAUCGGAGAGCGAGUGUGAAAUUAAAGGAUAAACAAACGAUGUCGGGAGCGGGUGCGAUCAUAAUGGAGCAGCAGUGCGCCCCAGGAGGUGUCAAGCAGCAGACACGGGCGGCGUGACGGGGCCGCUGGAGUCGCGCGCGGCGCAUCGCGGCCGAACUGGGGCAUAUCAAUAAGCGUGCCCCAGUUACGGGGCCGCAGUACCGCGGGUGGUGCAUUCGGGCGAGCGGCGGCGGCGAGGAUGUCGGGCAAGUCGUGCGCGUCGGGCAGCGUGCGGUCGGCGGGGUCCGUGCGGCUGGGCCCGGCCGCCUCGCACGACUUCGUGCUGGACGCGCUGUACGAGCGCAAGCGCGACAACAAGAGCGUGCGCGUGCUCACCGUCAUCAUCUAUGUCUUCUGCGUGUCGCUCGCCGCGAUCAUGCUCUCGCUCUACUACGUCUUCUUCUGGGAGCCCAAGGACGCGCAGUACGCGCAGCGCAAGGUGGCUCACAAUGUAGACCAGCAAACCAGCACCACACCAAUGCCCACAUGCUUUAUGCCCCACACCGGAGGAGGCAAUACCACAGUGAACGCGACGGCGCCGCCGGCUUCGGAGCGGGUCAGCCUUCCUUCCAGCGAGCCCCCCGACCCUGACCCCACGGAUGACCCCGGAGACCCCCCCACUGACCCCCCCACCUCCACGCUGCCCGCAGACGACAACGUAACGUGGCCCAUGCUCAACGAUAGCACCACGGAUCACCGGUAGAACAUACUUAGCAACAGUAUCGUACUGAUACUGGCAGUGUAUCGUGGAGUUCACAAGAGGCCAAUUAGGACAUAAGAGCUCGAUAAUCGGAACUCAGUAGCUGAACGAGGUAUAUUCCUCGCCUAUCUUAUAAUACGCACGUAAUGCCUUAGACUCAGGAGACAAUAGGGGUAAAGUUCCAAAUGAUAAGCAGUGAUCGGUGUCUCGGGGUAUUCCACGCGAAGAGUCAAUUUCGUUCCAGGGAAGGGGGUUAUAGAGCUUAUCAUAACAAGUAUCGCUGCCGCCCGAAUUUAGAAUAAAUUACGUGAUAGUCGGCGCCAACGGCAUUGGAAGGCUGAAACUAAACACCAAAGUGUAUUUAGAGUUAAGUAGACAAAUUACUAGUGCAUGCAUCGUCUAAUUUCCUAAAUAGAUGCCUAAUUAGUUUAAGAUUAUUGACGUAGAGGUUUAUACUUAUUAGCGAUAUGUUUAUGAGUAAAAAUGGAGUUCGUUCUCCUGAUCUCAGUUAUUUACUUUGUCGUAUAGUACAUUUAAGAGUUAUUUACUGUACCCAUUCAGGAUAAAAAUUCCAAACGUAAACAUUUUGUCGACUGUAAUGGAACUACAUUGGAAAAUAUUUUUCCAUGUUUACAUUAAUUUAUCCGUGACAGCCCUGUGCGGAGAACACGUGAGUUACAUAGUGGUGUCACGGGUUCGAUCCCGGCUCGGGCUAACUAUUGAGUUCGACUUAAUGAGUUUGAAUUCAUGUUUGGAUCAUAGAUAAUUGAUUGUAUUGAAACACGUGGUUUCCAGGAUCUGUGCCCGAAUAAUGGUAAUAGACUCUAUUACAUGGGACUUACAAAUAGCUGGCAAAGAGUAGGUGUACUAUACACCUCUGCCUACCCCUUCGGGCUAAAGGCGUGAUGCUAUGACAUUAUGUGUUAUAUUACAUUAAUUUAUCCUCAUCAUCAUCGAUUUAAGAGCCACGCUCUUGUCGGUGUAGCAUUUUCCAUUCCAGUCUAUCAAAGGCCAAUUCCUUGACUUCCCUAUAAGACACGACGUUAACCUUUUCUUUAAUCUGUUCCAUGUAAGCUCUUCUUGGCCUUCCCCUUCCUCUCUUUCCUUCUAGCUUUCCUUCUAUGAUGUUUUUAAUGAAUUCGUCGUGUCUUAUUAGGUGUCCAAUCAUCUUGCCUCUUCUUCUUCUUCUUGCUUCUUCUUAAUUUAUCCUGCCACGCAUAUAUUAUGUUGAACUACUUUAAAAACGGAAAAAGGAUUUGAAAAAUUGCUUAAUUAAAUAAAAACCAUUGUGUAGUUUUGGAAUAUAAUUUCCACCCUGUUUAUUGCUAUCGAUACAAUAAUUUAUUUACAAAAUACAUUUAUUGUACACAUAUGGGUUGCCUUAAGCUGGCAUCGAAUGCAGUGUCUUCUGGCUAAUAUCCAAGGAGUGUGUUUGACACCUCAAAUAAUAUACAAGAUUUACCUGAAAAUGUACUUAUGUAAUUUUAGUUAUUUAUAUACAAGUAUGUGUAAUUUUACCGACAAUGGAUACAAUGUGAUCGUAAAGUUAUAUUAUUAAAUUUUACCUUACGUGAA
Molecule: messenger RNA, 2620 nt
Organism: Pectinophora gossypiella (pink bollworm)
Lineage: Eukaryota; Metazoa; Arthropoda; Insecta; Lepidoptera; Gelechiidae
Gene: inaF-D
Product: putative transmembrane protein INAFM2
Exons: 2
Coding region: 545-1048 (167 amino acids)
Source: RefSeq, a predicted model, not a curated record